Messenger RNA from Cooperia oncophora, 456 nucleotides. NCBI's taxonomy places the organism in Eukaryota, Metazoa, Nematoda, Chromadorea, Rhabditida, Trichostrongylidae. The record is from the annotation of a GenBank genome assembly.
AUGUGUCUUCCGGUGGCGCGUUCAACACCCGUGUGCGGAACAGGUCAAAGCAAUUUCAGGGAACAAUUCAACGAGAAUACCGCUUUCGUGGACGGGUCCAUGAUUUACGGAAGCAGUGACCGAGACCAGUUUCUAUUCCGUCAUGGCGCGUUCCUGAAAACGAAACUUGUCAAAAAUCGAGUCUUUCCACCGAUUGACACCAACAUGAAUGUGGUGGCUGGUGACGACCGAGCGAAUAUUUUUGUUGGCUUGGCUGCUCUGCACACAUUGUUCGUCCGCGAGCAUAACAAUAAGUAUGAGUUUGGAAAUCGCUCAGUUGAAAGUCUGACGUUCAGAAUUGCCUCCACCCUACAACGAAUCAAUCCUCACUGGGAUCAAGAAAGAAUCUUCCACGAGACAAGGAAGAUUGUCGGAGCUAUUUUACAGAGAAUAACAUACGCUGUGAGUUUUUCUUAG